AUGGUAGGACUAGGAAACAGCUGCCGAGGGAUGAAGUCUCCACCUCUCCUCGUAGCUGCGCUUGUGGCGUGCAUCAUUGUUUUGGGUUUCAAUUACUGGGUUGCAAGUUCUCGCAGCGUGGAUCUGCAGGUUCGGAUCAUGGAUCUGGAAGGCAAAGUCCGCCGUGCGGCAGCAGAGAGGGGUGCCGUGGAACUCAAGAAGAAUGAAUUCCAAGGGGAGCUAGAGAAGCAGCGGCAGCAGAUUGACAAAAUCCAGUCCUUGCACAGCUUUCAGAUGGAAAAUGCCAACAAGCUACAUCAGGAAGAGAAGGCAGUGCUGAUGAGUAACAUCACAGUAAAUGACCGAUUGAUCCAAAGUCUACGAGAACACUUGAAAGAGUUACAGACAGAAUAUGGAAAGCUACAGCUGAACGUUUAUUGGUUUCAGAAGAACCAGACUAACCUUCAGAGGAAGUUCUCAUAUGACCUGUCACAAUGCAUCAACCAAAUGAAAGAAUUAAAAGAACAAUGUGAAGAAAGGAUAGAUGAGCUCACAAAAAAGGGCACUGAUGUACCACAAAUCAAAGAAAACAAAAACUUAUCAGAAGAUUCGAAAAAAAAUAGCCAGGUCAGUAUUCAACUGCCUACCUUGGAGCAAACUGAGUUCAAGCAGGCUGACCUGGAACAGCAGAAACCCAAUGAAGAUGUACCUAAAGCAGUACCUACAGUAAAAAAGAUAGACCUGCUGGAGGCUAAAGAAAGAAUAAACAGCCUAGCUGACAUCAGAAAACAGGAGCCUAAGGCAGAAGAGGAGAAGCUUUCUAGUCAAGUGAAAGACCUGCAGGACCCACUCAAGGCUGCUGCUGGUCAUAAGGAGAUGCUGCCUCAGUCAGAGAAGGAGCUGAAUCCUGAAGAUGAAAAACAAGUAGCUGGGCAAGAUGUGUUACAGCCAGCUGCAGAGCAGGCUGCCAGUGAGGAAGUUGAGAGGGAGCAACUCCUGAAUUAUGAUGCUAAGCAGGACUUGCCCCCCAUAAAGGCUGACAAACAGGAACAUGAAGCACUGAACCAAGAUAGGGAAGUUGAUUACAAUUUAGAUGAGAAUGAAGCUGAAUCAGAAACGGACAAGCAAGCAGCACUUGCAGGGAUUGAAAAUGUUCAAAACCCUGAAGAUACGAAGAACCACUUAUCUGAGCAUAGCGAAGAACGACAGAGGUUGUGA
Molecule: messenger RNA, 1197 nt
Organism: Nestor notabilis (Kea)
Lineage: Eukaryota; Metazoa; Chordata; Aves; Psittaciformes; Psittacidae
Gene: GOLM1
Product: golgi membrane protein 1
Exons: 9
Coding region: 1-1197 (398 amino acids)
Cellular component (GO): Golgi apparatus
Source: RefSeq, a predicted model, not a curated record